AUGGCUACCCCUAGCGUUCUCGUCUUUGAUGCUGAGGGUAGGGCUGUCGACUUUGAGGUCUGGGUCGAUGAUCUGCAGCUUUUUCUACAGUGCGAUAGGAAAGACGGUCUCUCGCUGUUCGAUCUCACGUCUGGCGCCUCUACUGCCCCUACUGCCGAUACUGACAGCACUGUUCGCUCACAGUGGGCCACACGCGAUGCUGCUGCCCAUCUUGCUGUGCGUAGUCACUUUCCGUCCUCUGAGCGCGCACACUUUAGUCAGUACAAGACUGCUAAGACCUUUCGGUCGGCGCUGCGUCUGCCCCUAGCGGGAGACGCCGCACCGGCAAAGGCAAGGGGGGAAAGGGCGCUAGAGGAGCUGGCGGGGGCGGUGGAGGUGGCGGUGGAGGCGGCGGAGGGAGUGGGGGUGGCGGUGGGAGUGGUGGCGGGGGUGGGGGCUUCGGUGGCGGCGGUGGAGGCGGCGGAGGGAGUGGGGGUCGCGGUGGGAGUGGUGGCGGGGGUGGGGGCUCCGGUGGCGGCGGUUGAGGCGGAGGCGGCGGCGGCGGUGGCGGUGGGAGCAGAGGAGGAGGCGGUGGCGGCGGCGGUGGAGGUGGCAGCGGCGGCGGUGGAGCCGGUCGGGGUGGCUCUGCGCAGCGGGGCGGCUUCGGUGGUGGUCAGCGCCAGCAGCAGCAGCGCACUCGUGAGACCCCGCCCCCCCAGCACCUUCGUGAGUGAUACGCUGCGCGUCAGCGGGGUGGGGGUGCUGGUCCUUGUGCCUACGUCCUGCGUACCGACGACCGCACUGGUGAGCCGAGCGGUGGCCCGCACACCACCCAGCGCUGCUUCGGCCGCCUGA
Closterium sp. NIES-65 is the source of this 834-nucleotide messenger RNA. Lineage: Eukaryota; Viridiplantae; Streptophyta; Zygnematophyceae; Desmidiales; Closteriaceae. The record is from the annotation of a GenBank genome assembly.